Acromyrmex echinatior (Panamanian leafcutter ant) is the source of this 1475-nucleotide messenger RNA. RefSeq lists its product as uncharacterized. The record is from RefSeq and is a predicted model, not a curated record. NCBI's taxonomy places the organism in Eukaryota, Metazoa, Arthropoda, Insecta, Hymenoptera, Formicidae.
AAUCCGCAGUUCUACGCGGUCCGUAGCCUUCGACGGUUGCCUGUCUGUCCGUUGCAAUUUUCCGCCGUUGUUGUUCACUGUCGAUUUUAACCGUCGAUCUGCACUUGCCAUAUGUAUUUACUCUAGUCCGUAACACCAAUCAACUACACUUUUUUUUUUCAAAUAUUAUUAUAUCUGUUCAAACUUUGUUUUGAUAAGAAAGUGUAAGAAGCUUGCGAACUAAGUAAAUCUAUACUGUAAAUUUUGAGUGAUUGGGUCUCUUUAUCAUAUUUCAAUGACAUUGAAAAUAAUUAAUUGACUGUACGUGAAGAUUUUUCGAAAUCCAUUCGAGAAAGUGACGCUUUAAAGAAACGUAAGAGAGUUGGAAUUUUUAUUGCUGGAAACCAUACAGUGAAAUGCUGAAUAUCGCCUUCUCGGAAUCGCGAGAGAAUACGCGAAUAUAGAAAAUCUGUUCAGCUGUUCGAAUCGGAAAAAGGAUAACACAGAGACAGACAUGUGACGGUUAAAUUGACGAACAUACACAGUGGCACCGAAAGCAGAAAUUAUUUCAUCAACGAAGAAAGAUUGAGGCAGAAGACGUUUAUUGUAAUUGAGAAGAUAACGCUUCUCGAAGAUGAGAAAUCAGGCGAUGCUAGCAUGAUCAACAUCGGUACGAUUAGUAUCCUGAUACUCUUCCUAAUCCUCGACAAUUUCGAGGCAAUUACAGUCGUAAACCAUCAUUCUGACGAUGAAUAUAUCCUUGAACACGAAGUCCUUCGCAAAGACGCGCUCGUUGAAGCGAAGAAACUGGAGAUAUAUUCUGGACCCAUUCCGGGAUGCAAGCUUUGCACCUACUCCGAGAUGACUUACUGCAAGAAUGGCAGCGUUAUCAAUGAUCAUUGUUGUUGCGACGGCAGCUUCAAUAAAGUGUUUCUCUUCGUCGAGCACACUUGUCGCGUGGGACCAGAGGAAUGCAAGGUGCACGCUGAAGACUGUGCGGAAUAUACGAGACUGCGGGAAUGCUGUUGUCAUUCGUACUUGGCUUCCACCUGGAAACACCUAGCGAAUGGCGUCGAAUCACGGGCCAGUAUGAAUAUCAUCAAAUUUGUGAUGAUCCUUGUGAUGAUUCUCAGGUUACAUCUGUCGUUGGCCUAAAACGCACAACACCAAAAAUUUUAUAUAUUAUUAAUUAUUUUAAUAAAUUGUUUUUAUUACCGAGAAAAGGAACUGACAAUUCUUCGAUAAAAAUUCGACUUUAAAUAUAGGAUUUAAAAAAACGAAUAUAUGUAAGGGAAACGAAAUUAGGAAACGAGAGAAAAAGAUAAUAUUAUAUUUUAAAUACAAUCUUCUAAGACAUAUUAUUUAUAGAAAAGAUAUUGAUUGUGAUAAUACGAGAAGGCUGAGUAAUAUUGAACAUUUUAGAUUUUUCGAGGUUUCGUUUUCUUGGAUGACGAAAAUUAAAUGUAAUGUACAUAAAACAUUAUUUUUAUUAAAAA